Messenger RNA from Penicillium daleae, 1332 nucleotides. Its product is annotated as Sodium/calcium exchanger membrane region. Gene Ontology annotation, molecular function: calcium:proton antiporter activity. The record is from RefSeq and is a predicted model, not a curated record. Gene Ontology annotation, cellular component: fungal-type vacuole membrane. Gene Ontology annotation, biological process: intracellular calcium ion homeostasis; calcium ion transmembrane transport. Bases 1 to 1332 code for a protein of 443 amino acids. The transcript has 4 exons. NCBI's taxonomy places the organism in Eukaryota, Fungi, Ascomycota, Eurotiomycetes, Eurotiales, Aspergillaceae.
AUGAUCUCCUUCGUGAUCCCUGUAGCAGCAAUCAUCAUUUCACUUGCCGACGCUCCUUCAAUAAUCAUCUUCAUCUUGAACUUGAUCGCGAUUAUCCCAUUAUCAAUGACGCUUACAUUCGCGACCGAGAGACUUUGUCAAGACCUGGGUGAAACGGCCAGCGCUCUUCUGAACAUAAGCAUCGGAAAUCUUGCAGAACUGAUCAUAUUUGUCACGGCACUGUUGAAAAACAAUAUCAGAAUUGUCCAAGCAUCUCUUCUUGGCUCUGUCCUUGUCAACCUACUUCUUGUCCUCGGUUCGGCGAUCAUUGCAGGAGGAAUCCUGGCUCCGGAUCAAAUAUACAACACAGAUGUGACACACUCGUUUGUUGGAUUACUAAAUCUCACCGUGUCUUGCCUUCUGAUUCCGAGUGCUUUCUAUGGCAGUGUCAAAAAUAUCCACACAGCAGAUGAUAUUGCUCUGUCAUUCAGCCGAGGUGUUUCAAUUAUCCUCCUGGGAAUUUAUAUUCUCUAUUUGUUUUUCCAGUUUAAAUCCCACCCGCAUCUAUUUCGCUCUCACUCGUCUGGGCCACAGUGUCUUGGUAUCACCUCCAGUCGGAUAUCCUACAAUCACGAUUAUGAGGAGGUCUACUCGGACGAAGAAUCGUUCCCUGUACCCCCACAUACUGCAGCAACAAAUAUCAUCUCUCCAUCACAAAUGGAGCAGGUUCCAUCUCCCUCACCUCCUGAACUCCCAUUAUCCGCUCCGGCAGACAUGCACAAUGGACAAGGACUGCCUAUGGUGCACAUUGACACCAUGGAAAGGAGCAACUCUCCUUCUAUUCAGUGGGAUAACAAUAACAAUUACGAUAUCCCAUCAAAUCGAGAUGACCACUAUUGCCGAAACCAAGUUAUUGCGAAUCGCACAAUCUCCCUGGGCCUGUUAACUGCUUCAACCUUUCUCAUUGCUAUUUGCGCCGAAUUCUUUGCUUCAAGCUUUGAAGCACUCAAUGACAAAAGUAUCCUUGGUGAAUCAUUCGUCGGUUUGAUUAUCAUUCCGAUCGCAGGGAAUGUCGCGGAAAUUGUCACGGCUACUGUCGUGGCAGGGAAAGGUCAGAUGGAUCUCGCAAUCAGUGUUGCCCUGGGUUCUGCGAUUCAGAUCGGACUUUUCAUCACUCCUGUGAUGGUUCUAGCGGGAUGGGCUCUUCAUAAGCCUUUGAGCUUACAUUUCGAUCAAUUUGGGAUGGUGACUCUUGUUGGUUCUGUCCUUUUGGUAAGUUUCAUUAUACUCAAGGGGAAGACCAACUAUCUGGAAGGCGCAAUAUUAUGUGCUUGUUUUGCGGCUAUAUCGUAA